Penicillium cataractarum is the source of this 5589-nucleotide messenger RNA. RefSeq names its product chitin synthase class Va (gene chsE). Bases 1 to 5589 code for a protein of 1862 amino acids. Gene Ontology annotation, molecular function: chitin synthase activity; cytoskeletal motor activity; ATP binding. Lineage: Eukaryota; Fungi; Ascomycota; Eurotiomycetes; Eurotiales; Aspergillaceae. The transcript has 4 exons. Gene Ontology annotation, cellular component: cell periphery; myosin complex; cell septum. The record is from RefSeq and is a predicted model, not a curated record.
AUGGCGGGCAAUACCACCGGGAGCACCCCGGCCCAUGCCCAGUCCUCACUUCCUUCGCUCCCCGCACAUCUUCAGUCGGAUACCCAUUUGACAGCCCAUCUCGCCAGUCGCUUCCAUGUCGGACUUCCCACUGCCCGACUCUCAUCUCAAGCAUUGAUCUCCUUCAACACGUACACAUCGGCAACCAAAGGUCCAGAUGGUGGAAAGGAAGGUAGUGCUGCUGGUGAAGCAGAGGAUCUCGCCCGUCGCGCUUUCACUCGGUUGGGAGCGCGUGGGGAAAACCAAGCCGUGGUGUUCCUAGGAGAAAGUGGUUCGGGUAAAACCACCAUUCGCUCCCACCUGCUAUCGUCCUUCCUGUCCUUCUCCUCGACCCCGCUCUCCUCUAAACUCUCCUACGCUGCUUUUGUAUUCGAUACCCUGACGACCACCAAAUCUGUGACCACCCCGACUGCCUCCAAGGCCGGUCUGUUCCUUGAAUUGCAGUACGAUGGCUCGUCCUCCGUCAACCCCACCUUGAUUGGCGGUAAGAUUAUCGACUACCGAUUGGAGCGAAGCCGCAUCUCGUCCGUGCCGACUGGCGAGCGCAGCUUCCACGUGUUAUACUACCUCCUGGCCGGUACAAGCGCGGCUGAGAAGGCUCACCUGGGCUUCGAUAACUCUAUCCAUAUCACCACCGGCGGCGGCAAACUUGCAUCCGAUUCGGUGACCCAUAAGCGAUGGCGGUAUCUUGGCCACCCAACCCAGCUCAAGGUCGGAGUGAAUGAUCACGAGGGCUUCCAGCACUUCAAGACCGCUCUGCGCAAGCUUGAGUUCUCCCGCGGUGAGAUUGCCGAGAUUUGUCAGAUCUUGGCCAGUAUCCUGCACAUUGGCCAGCUGGAUUUCAUCUCGGGACAGUCGACCACCACUGCUGCUGAGGAGAGUGGCGGUUACUCCCACGAGGGUGGUGAGACUGUUACCGUUGUGAAGAACAAGGAUGCUCUCGGCAACGUUGCUGCAUUCCUGGGUUUGAGUGUCGAGGCCUUGGAGAACAGCUUAGGUUACAAGACUAAGACCAUCCACCGGGAGCGUGUGACGGUUAUGUUAGAUCCUAAGGGUGCUCGCGAGAACGCCGAUGCAUUCGCUCGCACUAUCUACUCGCUUCUUGUCACCUACGUGAUCGAAACCGUCAACCAGAAGAUCUGUGCCGCGGAGGAUAGCGUUGCCAACACUGUCUCCAUUGUCGAUUUCCCUGGCUUUGCUCAAGCACCGGCCACUGGCUCGACCCUCGAUCAACUGCUCAGCAAUGCUGCGACGGAAUCCCUGUACAACUACUGCCUGCAAUCCUUCUUCGAUCACAAGGCCGAUGUGCUGGAUCGCGAGGAGAUUACCGUUGCAGCAACCAGCUACUUCGACAACACUGACACAGUUCGCGGCCUCUUGAAGCACGGCAAUGGUCUGCUCAGCAUUUUGGACGACCAGACCCGCCGUGGACGCAGCGAUGCUCAGUUCCUCGAGAGCGUUCGCAAGCGCUUCGAGGGCAAGAACCCUGCGAUCUCCGUGGGUGGCGGUGGCACAACCAGCUCUGGAUAUCUAUCCCAAGCUCGGACUGCCUUCACUGUGAAGCAUUUCGCUGGUGAAGUAGACUACUCUGUCACCGGUCUCAUUGAGGAGAACGGAGAAGUCAUCUCGGGUGACCUGAUGAAUCUCAUGAAGUCUACCCGCAGUGACUUUGUCCGCGAGCUGUUCGGACAAGAGGCUUUGCAGACCAUUUCCCACCCGCGGGAGAAGACUGCGAUCAUGCAAGCCCAGGUCUCCUCGAAGCCAUUGCGGAUGCCCAGCAUGGCCCGCCGCAAACACGACCAACAGGCCCGCCAAGUGUUCUCGGAUCGUGGCGAGAGCGAAGAACCGGAUGACCGCGAUAGUCAGGCAGCCAGCUCUAGACGAAGCGUUGCUGGACGCAAGAGCGCACUUAUGACUGGUCACGCUCAAGGUGCAGCCGGCCAGUUCCUUUCAGGUCUCGAGAUCAUCAACAAGUGCCUGAGCUCGUCAAACCUCAACCCGUACUUUGUGAUCUGUCUCAAGCCCAACGAUCGCCGUAUUGCAAACCAAUUCGACAGCAAAUGCGUUCGCAUGCAGGUUCAAACCUUUGGCAUUGCCGAGAUCAGCUCACGGCUGAGAAAUGCCGACUUCAGCGUCUUCCUCCCCUUCGCGGAGUUCUUGGGCCUGGCUGAGAUUGGUAAUGUCGUGGUUGGUAGUGACCGUGAAAAGUCCGAGGUCGUCUUGGACGAACGACGAUGGCCUGGCAACGAAGCUCGCGUUGGAAGUACUGGUGUUUUCCUGAGCGAGCGAUGCUGGGCCGAUCUUGCCAAGAUUGGUGAGCGUGUUGUUCCGUCCUACAACAAGAUUUCCGGUUCUGAUGAAGGUGACGUUGGAUACCACGCUGGUGGUGCCGACACCAAGGUUCGUCUCUUGAACCCGACUGAUCAAUCACCGGGUGCUUUCAUCUAUGGUGAUGAGUCCAAGCAGGGUGGCUAUUUCGGCAGCCGCGAGCUGGACGGCAAAUCCGACGCAGGUGCUUCGGCUUUCCAUUCUGGCGAUAUGUUCCGGAACCUUGAGACCAAAGAAGAGAUGCUUCAAAAGGGUAAUGAGAAGAACAUGGAGGAGGUUGACGACGUCGUGGUCUCCGGCUCUCGCAAGCGCUGGAUGGCCUUGGUCUACCUGCUAACCUUCUUCAUCCCCGACUUCUUGAUCAAAUGGAUUGGCCGUAUGAAGCGCAAGGAUGUGCGGGUUGCUUGGCGUGAAAAGCUCGCAAUCAACAUGAUCAUCUGGUUUGCCUGUGGCGUUGCAGUCUUCAUGAUUGUUGCCUUCCCGGGUCUCGUCUGUCCAACUCAACAUGUCUACUCGCAAGGAGAACUCAGUAACCACAACGGCAAGGAUGGCGCAAGCUCCUUUAUUGCCAUUCGAGGUGUGGUCUUCAACUUGGGUAACUUUAUGCCUUACCACUAUCCUGAUAUCGUCCCGCAAAAAUCUCUCAAGAACUACGCCGGCGAGGAUGCCACCAACCUCUUCCCGGUUCAGGUUUCCGCUCUUUGCCAGGGCGUGGAUGGACAUGUGGAUCCCAGCGUGCCUCUGGAUUACCGUUCCAACAUGAACGAGUCUAGCACUACCACCUCUACCACCUCUUACGACGUGAAUGCCAAGUACCAUGAUUUCCGUUACUGGACCGAUGACUACCGCGCGGAUUGGUUCUACGAGCAGAUGGUUCAGAUGCGUGCAAACUACAAAAAGGGCUACGUCGGAUACACUGCCAAGUAUAUGAAGACUCUCGCGGAUGACGACAGCAAGAACAUUGUCAGUAUUGACGGCAAGGUCUACGAUAUGACUUACUACAUCGCUGGACCUCGUAUUCCCCGUUAUCCAACGGGCAAGAACGCUACCUCGGACGUCAACACGAACUACAUGAGCCCGCUCCUCGUCACUCUCUUCCAGCAGAAGUCCGGCACUGACGUGACCAAGUAUUGGAAUGACCUGCAAAUUGAUGCGACCACUCGUGCGCGGAUGCAGCUUUGCUUGGACAAUCUGUUCUUCGUUGGACACGUUGAUACCCGUAACUCGGCCAGGUGUCAGUUUGCUCGGUACUUUAUUCUUGCCAUCUCCAUCAUGAUUUGUUUGGUCAUUCUCUUCAAGUUCUUGGCUGCUUUGCAGUUUGGAAAGAAGAACCUUCCCGAGAAUCUGGACAAGUUCAUCAUUUGUCAAGUACCUGCAUACACUGAAGAUGAAGAUUCACUACGCCGUGCCAUCGAUUCCAUGGCCCGCAUGCGUUAUGAUGACAAGCGCAAGCUUCUGUUGGUUAUUUGUGACGGUAUGAUUAUUGGCCAGGGUAACGAUCGGCCAACUCCCCGUAUUGUCCUAGACAUUCUGGGUGUCCCCGAGUCUGUCGAUCCCGAGCCUCUCAGCUUCGAGAGUUUGGGCGAGGGUAUGAAGCAGCACAACAUGGCCAAGAUCUACUCCGGUCUCUACGAGGUUCAGGGUCACAUCGUUCCCUACCUGGUCGUUGUCAAGGUUGGCAAGCCUUCCGAGGUCUCUCGCCCGGGUAACCGUGGUAAGCGUGAUUCUCAGAUGGUUCUCAUGCGUUUCCUCAACCGUGUCCACUACAACUUGCCGAUGAGCCCUAUGGAGCUUGAGAUGCACCACCAGAUUCGUAACAUCAUUGGCGUCAAUCCGACGUUCUACGAGUAUAUUCUGCAAGUCGAUGCCGAUACCGUCGUUGCCCAAGAUUCCGCCACACGCUUCGUUUCCGCUUUCCUCUCCGACACGCGCCUUAUCGCUGCUUGUGGUGAAACUUCUCUGUCCAACGCCAAGACGUCCAUGGUUACCAUGAUUCAAGUUUACGAAUACUACAUCUCGCACAACCUGACCAAGGCUUUCGAGAGUCUCUUCGGAUCCGUCACUUGCUUGCCUGGUUGUUUCACUAUGUACCGUGUCCGCUCGGCGGAGAGCGGCAAGCCCUUGUUCGUCAGCAAGGAGGUCGUUGAAAGUUACUCUGAGAUUCGUGUGGAUACCUUGCACAUGAAGAACUUGCUGCACCUCGGUGAAGAUCGAUACCUCACUACCCUCCUACUCAAGCAUCACCCCAAGUUCAAGACCAAGUACAUCUUCCGUUGUCAUGCCUGGACUGUGGCCCCUGAGAGCUUUGCCGUUUUCCUGUCCCAGCGUCGCCGAUGGAUCAACUCGACCGUGCACAACUUGAUCGAACUGAUUCCCCUGCAACAGCUGUGCGGUUUCUGCUGCUUUAGUAUGCGUUUCAUCGUCUUUGUCGACCUGCUCAGUACUGUCAUCCAGCCCGUCACGGUUGCGUAUAUCAUCUACCUGAUCGUCUGGCUAGUACGUGACACUUCGGUCAUUCCCUGGACAGCCUUCGUGUUGCUUGGUGUUAUCUACGGUCUGCAAGCGUUCAUCUUCAUUGUUCGUCGUAAGUGGGAGAUGAUCGGCUGGAUGUUCAUCUACAUCCUUGCCAUUCCCGUCUUCACCCUCGCCCUGCCUCUCUACUCCUUCUGGAACAUGGACGACUUCACUUGGGGUAACACUCGUAUCAUCACCGGAGAAAAGGGCCGCAAGGUCGUCAUCUCCGACGAAGGUAAAUUCGACCCAGCCUCGAUCCCCAAGAAGCGCUGGGAAGAAUACCAGAUGGAGCUCUGGGAGGCACAAGAGGGACAGACCUCGCGCGACGACCACUCCGAGGUUUCUGGCUACUCGUACGGCACCCGUGCCCACCCCUUCGCCCAGUCUGAGUACGGCUUCGCCGGUUCGCGGCCCGUCUCCCAACUGGAUCUGCCACUGCUUGCAUCUGGAUCGCGCAUGUCUGUCGCACCCUCUGAGAUGAUGAGCCAUCACAUGGACAUGGACAUGAGCAUGGAGGACUUGAGCCACCUGCCCUCUGACGACGCGAUUCUCGCUGAGAUCCGUGAGAUCCUGCGCACGGCCGAUCUAAUGAGCGUGACGAAGAAGAGUAUCAAGCAGGAGCUUGAGCGCCGGUUCGGCGUUAACCUGGACAUGAAGCGGCCAUACAUCAAUUCUGCUACCGAGGCUGUUCUUUCCGGUCUUCUUUAA